ACGCAGGCUGUGACACAAACGCACCAAGAUGGCGCCGUCCAAGUCGGGCGAGUUACUGGCCCGAGUCAAUUUUCCUCUGUAUUCGCUAAAUGUAAUCACGGAAAGGCACAUACUUGUCGCAGGAGGCGGCGGGAAGUCGAGGACAGGCAUACCAAACAAGAUUGAGAUAUACGAGCUGGUCCCAACGAAGACGACAUGCAAAGCAGAGCCAGUGACGCGCUAUCCGACGGGCGACUGCGCCAUCAUGAACUCAACCGUGUUCUUCCACAAAGGGCGCAAGAGCUUCGCGUUGGCUGCAGGCGCCGAUGAACACUGCCAAAUGUAUAACAUGCGCUACUGCCUCCUCGAGGACUGUCAGGAAGAGGACGGCGACGGGAGGUUCGAACGCGACAGAAGAGGCUCAUCGACGGCACUGCGACGAAGGCGACGGUCAGAGUCCACAUCAUCGUCCAAGGAUUACGGCGGGGGUGACAGGCCAGAGAAAGUGGAGAAUGGCACUGCCAACGGCGUGGUGCAUGAAAUCGCAGACUCGGCUAAACCGGAGCCGGACACAAAUGCCAACAGCGUCCGGAUUGGCUUCUCCAUCCGCCCAGACACAAGCUUCCAGACGGAUUUUUCCACGAAACAGGAGCCAUUCCAGAAAGUGGUGCGGUUCGCACCGGAAACGGAGAUCCUCUUCACGGGUGGUGCAGAUGGUUGCCUUCGAGCCUGGAAGUAUCCCCAGUACAAGAUGAUAUACAAAGUGCAAGCCCACGAAGACGAGCUUGACGACCUGUGCAUCUCACCAGACGAAAGCAAGGUGGUGACGGUGUCUCGGGAUGGCCAUGGCUAUGUCUGGGACGCCGUGGAUGGCAAGCAGGUGUGCGAGCUUACCUUUGUGGCACCUGGCAACAGCUCCGAGAAGUACCUCUUCAGAGCAUGCAGGUUUGGAAUCGUCGAGGGGGACAAGAGUAAUUACCGCCUGUUCACAAUAUCCAACGCCGCAGUGCGAAAGAAGCCUGCCUCGCGUUGCUACCUGACAAAGUGGGACAUGCGGAGGCACGUUUCCGAGAGAACCCAAUCUAUGGGCACGGAUGUCCUGUCAUCAUUGGCUGUCAGUGAGGAUGGCCGCUUCCUGGGCGUCGGCCACCUGUCCGGGGCAGUCGAAGUGUACAUCGCCUUCAGCCUCCAGAGACUGUACCGGGCCGAGCAUGCCCACAACAUAUUUGUCACGGGACUGGAGUUUCUCAAGUCAUGCGACGAGACGCGUCGCCUCGCGGGCAACUACGAUGCAUCUCUCAUCAGCAUAUCAGUGGACAAUCACAUCGUUGCGCAUCAUAUACCAUACCCAGCCACUAUGGGAAUCGCAGGCUUGCUCCUUAUGUUCGUCGGAGUGAUACUCUUGGUUUAUCUGCUGAUGGACUUCCUUGGACUCUGAGAAAGUGCAGUGGCUUCAAGAUCGCGACGUAGAUAUGGGUGCCCAAGUGCCGCGCUUAAGAAACAUCACGCCCGCUCCAGCGAGACGACAAGCAUUCCAAGCACAAGCAUCUCGAUACGGACUGUUGCCAGUUGUUGCCUUGUUACUAUUGGCCGGUUCGUUCGCAUUUGUGCCUGCCACGGCGAAGAGCUCUUUGCAGGCACUUGGUGGUUACUGCGAUCAAAAUCUUCUCACGUUGUGCGUGCUUUCGUCGCUCAGGGCAGCCACGGGCAUGCACAACUUGUACGAAGUACUCCUAGCAUUUAAGUACUACAUUCACACUACCCUCGGUUUCGUGCAUCAUUUGCAGCAGCAAGGUUUGUGUGAAAAAAAAAGAAGAAAAAAAUGUCGAAACACUGUUGUGAUCAGUGCCAUAAAGAAAGAAUGAAGCAUCAAAGAAAGCUGCAGUAGGCUUUCACGAGUACUAAGAAAAGCUAUUUCUGCAAGUUCUUUGAACCAUAAGACGUAGAUUGAACAGUAAUGCUCCUUGCCAUGCUGCUCUCUCCGUUACUGCUUCGCCCUGUCACCCGCUUUUUUUUCUUUAUUGUGCAUCGCAUAUUUUAAGUAUUCUAGGUUCCUGAACUGGGUGUAGUAAACAUUCAUUGAACUUAUUUUUCGCGAUGCAAAUGUCAGCGGGGUCUUUUGUACAGUUUUGCUGAAGAAAAUUUUAAGAGAGCCUGUUGCAAGAUUGGUUCUACUGUGAUGCUAUACUUGUACAAAGUAGUUCUAGGUUGUCCAAUGAAAGGUGCAGUUCUGAGUUCGUUUUUAGGUAUGACAAGUAUGUGUAUCGCUUUUAUUGUUUCUUUUCCCUUAUUAUAAUGUUCUUCGAUAGAAGGGAGCUUGUCGCAGAUGUGCAAUGCAUGAUCAAAACCUUGCUUGAAUUCAGUUGUAUGUACGUGGCAUGGUACAGUGAAACUUUUAACAUAACAUUGGCUAUACCUUUCAAGGCUCCACCUACCAUCUGUCAGCAGUGGACGUCUCUGUACUAGUCAUACCUGGAAAGACUAAUUUCAAAUAAAAGCUAUGCAGUUGAAGCAAAUA
Messenger RNA from Dermacentor andersoni, 2497 nucleotides. Its product is annotated as guanine nucleotide-exchange factor SEC12. Gene Ontology annotation, biological process: endoplasmic reticulum to Golgi vesicle-mediated transport. The record is from RefSeq and is a predicted model, not a curated record. Gene Ontology annotation, molecular function: protein binding; guanyl-nucleotide exchange factor activity. NCBI's taxonomy places the organism in Eukaryota, Metazoa, Arthropoda, Arachnida, Ixodida, Ixodidae. Gene Ontology annotation, cellular component: endoplasmic reticulum membrane.